AUGCUGCCGCGCACCACUCCAUUCCAAUCCAAGCACUGCCUGGAGUUCGGUCUCGAGAUUGUCUCUUGGGAUAAAUACGGCAACCCGACGGUGCGGUGCAGCUUCUGCGCUUUUGAGGGCCGUGACCAGCACAAGGAUUUAUGGGAGGCGUACCAGCAGUGCUCGACGUUAGCGAAGAUGUCGCACUUCGAAGACAAGGUCCAACGCGCCAACACACUGCACAUCCACAUGGACCUGACCAGUGACACGAUCGAGAACGUGAUCAAGGCGCCCAUCGUUCAGAAGAUCAUCGGAGAGCUGCUCUUCAGCACCGAGGCGAUCGAGGCGCACAGCGCGACGAAGCGAAAGAGGUCGUGGCGUCAGCAGCGUUCCACAGAAUCGCCAAGCUAG
Molecule: messenger RNA, 390 nt
Organism: Hyaloperonospora brassicae
Lineage: Eukaryota; Oomycota; Peronosporomycetes; Peronosporales; Peronosporaceae
Source: the annotation of a GenBank genome assembly